This is a messenger RNA of Penicilliopsis zonata CBS 506.65, 750 nucleotides long. RefSeq lists its product as hypothetical. Gene Ontology annotation, cellular component: cytosol. Gene Ontology annotation, molecular function: triose-phosphate isomerase activity. The record is from RefSeq and is a predicted model, not a curated record. NCBI's taxonomy places the organism in Eukaryota, Fungi, Ascomycota, Eurotiomycetes, Eurotiales, Aspergillaceae. Gene Ontology annotation, biological process: glycerol catabolic process; glyceraldehyde-3-phosphate biosynthetic process; glycolytic process. The transcript is spliced from 6 exons. Bases 1 to 750 code for a protein of 249 amino acids.
AUGCCUCGCCAAUUCUUUGUCGGAGGUAACUUCAAGAUGAACGGUGUCGGCGAAAGCCUCACCAACAUCGUCAACAACCUCAACUCUGCCGAGCUCGACCCUAACACCGAGGUCGUCGUCGCCCCCCCGACUCUCUACCUGCAGCUGGUUCGCCAGGCAGCCAACGAGAAGAUCGGGGUCUCUGCCCAGAAUGUCUUCGACAAGCCCAACGGUGCUUUCACCGGUGAGGUCAGCGUCGAGCAGCUCAAGGAUCUCAACAUCAAGUGGACCCUCAUCGGCCACAGCGAGCGCCGGGUGAUCCUCAAGGAAGACGACAACUUCGUCGCCCGCAAGACCAAGUCCGCCAUCGACGGAGGUCUCAGCGUGAUUCUUUGCAUCGGUGAGAGUCUCGAGGAGCGUGAGGCCAACCAGACCAUCGACGUGGUUACCCGCCAGCUCCGCGCUGUUGCUCAGUCCAUCACCAAGGAGCAGUGGUCUAAGGUUGUCAUUGCCUACGAGCCCAUCUGGGCCAUCGGUACCGGCAAGGUCGCCACCACCGAGCAGGCCCAGGAGGUCCAUGCCGCCAUCCGUGAGUGGUUGAAGACGGAUAUUUCCCCUGAGGUCGCCGAGAACACCCGCAUCAUCUACGGCGGCAGCGUCAGCGAGAAGAACUGCCGUGAUCUCGCCAAGGAGGCUGAUGUCGAUGGCUUCCUUGUCGGUGGUGCCAGUCUGAAGCCUGCCUUCGUCGAGAUUGUCAACUCUCGCGUGUAG